AUGUACCACGAAGAGUCCAGAAAGCUCGAAGAGCCCCACACCAAAAGUCGAGCGAAACCAAGGUCUCACAGAAAAGUUGUUGGUCGCAGAGCUGGCAAAAGAGCCGCCCAACGAAUGAAUAUGGCAUUAGGUGACGACGACGACGACGACGACGAAAACGAAGACGAAAACGAGACUGCACAUAAUUCUGACUUUGUUACCUGCUCGUCGCCUUUUAAAGAUCAAAAACAGACUAGCAACAGCGAGCCCCUGGAUUCAGAUCAAGACUUGGGACAUGCUCAAGCACAAUUGGAAAAACGCAAAAUAAAGAUCGCACCGCGCUCGACUCUGCAGUUUAAAGUCGGGCCAGACUUCAAAGAGGGUGCUACAUAUUGCCAGGUCGUGUGUUCAACAACCAAAUUGCCCGUCCACUUCGUUCUCACGCCGCGUAUUGACCGCGGUUUCGACAAUAUUGACAAUCAGUGGAUAGGCUACAAACGCAAUUACUUCACCUUGGUAACGUCGUUCGAGGUCGUGGGCGUCCAAACCGGAGAUUUUCUACUCAAGUCCUACCAGGUCACUGGCCUUCUAGGUAGCAAGCCUGUUGAAGUCAAGUAUUUCGCGGUUCGUCUCGUGGCAAUAUGCACAGAAGACGAAUCACCGGUUACAUUGGUGCAGCACACAGCAAAGCGAGAUAAAGGUCCCCAAUUCGAGCCACCCAUCCUGCCACUAGUUCCAGCACCAUUGCCAACGCACCAAAUCAUAAGGGAGGCGUCUAAUGUCAGAAACGAGGCUAAAAUGAGGAAAUAUGAUCAUUUAUUUUACCUCAAUCGAUUUUCAGAUUUCCCGUACACCCCAGAGGACGAUCUAGUAAGUUCUUAUCCUGAGAAUCGUAUCAGAAAGGUAGCCCGGUAUGAAAGAGUCCAAUUUUCUUCCUCAAUCAACGCCAAGAAAAAUGCCACCCAAACGAAACACUUCCAACUAAAGGUCAUAUUGGGUUGCGUCAUCAAUGAGACGCGUCUUCACCCGGAUUUCUUUCGGAAUCUCGAAGGGCGGGCGUGUUUCGUGGAAAACAGAUCCUCUACAUUCGUGCCCAUCACUGAGAUGAUAACUCCACCUUUAGUAAUUCGAGGAAGGUCCCCAUCAAAUUACUACGGAACAAACGCUGCGAACCUGGAUGAUAAGAAAGGUGAACAAACGACCAGGACUAGAAGCCCUGAGUAUUGUGAUCAAAAGCCCGAUAUGUGGCACGAAACAUCGGCAAAAGCGCUAAAUUCCACUUUCAAAGUUUGUGGAUAUCAAUACGGGAGCCAAGAGCACGAGUUCGCACCCAGUGAUAUCACCAAUAAACGAGGAUUGGCCAAUACGAGUCUCCCUCACUUAACGCCCCGACUUUCACUUUCCUCACUAGCCCGUCCUGAUGUGAGAGUAGAUCUGCAGACUAUGUCGUGCAUUGAAGCGUUGAUGCUGAAAAAGCCCGCAGGAUGUACGGACAAUGGAGCAUUACGGAAGGACUUAGACAGAUAUCCCAAACUUCAACAGCAGCCUAUAGUUGGUAUGAAAGACAUCGAGUUGGCACCACUCCUAAGGCUAGCCUCAUCACAUUGCGACCGCAACCUGGGUUUCACACACGAAUCGUUCAAUUUGGGAAUGGGAUCUUUUAUCUCUGGCUUCCCCCCAAUCCAGCACGACAGUACAUCGAAACAGUCUGCCGAAAAAAAGAGGAAGCUCAAUAAGAAGACUCCGCUCAGUAAAAGCAGUCCACCCGACGAGCAGAUUGCUGCAGGUCCUGAAGAUGUGACCGAGACUUCCCUAGUUGAACAUCACUCGCCGAAUGACAAAGACGGUGCAAUGAGACAAGCGCGCGGAUUUCUCAGUCUUUCGCGAGCUGGCGGGCGGGCCAAUCCAAUGGAUAUAUCAUUCUGCUUAAAUCUAAGCACCGACCCAAAUGUCAAAACCCUUGCACGGCCGUCCACGUCACGCAGAGGAUUGGUAUCGAGACAGUUGCUGACAUCCAAUGCCAAACCCUCGGAUAUCUUUGGCUCUAAUGAAUUUUUCGAUGAGCCAAGCUUUUACAGGCAUUGA
Messenger RNA from Lachancea meyersii CBS 8951, 2064 nucleotides. Lineage: Eukaryota; Fungi; Ascomycota; Saccharomycetes; Saccharomycetales; Saccharomycetaceae. The record is from the annotation of a GenBank genome assembly.